CAACUAGAGCCCACUGUAUCCGCCAGAGCCCCUGCCACAACUUGCUGCACACGCAAGCUUUCUCCAGACCCUCGCGGAACUUGUCGCUCGGCCUGCGGCUUGCCGUCGUCUUAGCCGUGUCUUAGCGCACGAUGGCUCUAACGUGGGGAGACAUUGGCAAGUUUGUUCUGGCCAUCCUGCUGCCACCGCUGGGUGUCCUUACCGAAACGGAGAGCCUAAACAAGACCUUCUGGCUCAACGUGCUGCUCACGCUGCUCGGCUACAUCCCAGGCAUCAUCCACGCAGUAUGGGUCAUCCUCCGAUACUAAGCGGCGCCGCCUGGGAGGUCGAUGGCAGCCAGCGUGAGCGCCGGGCAAGGCUGUGUGCGCAUGGUGCUGGCUCAGCGCGCUGCUGGUCGACCAUGACCUAGACCAAAUUUACUGGACUAUGACUCGAGGAAUUUCGUGAUAGGCUUGUUGCGAACACAGUGGUGACAAGGGUAACGGGCCUCGAUUGGCUGACAUGCUACGAUGUGGUGCUGACAAGGACAUCGCGCACUCGGUUGGGCCCAACUGCACCCGUGCGCCGUAUACAGGGGCGGUAUUGCGCCUGCAUGAGCGCUUUGACAUAUGUAACUGUCGUGUCGG
This is a messenger RNA of Chlamydomonas reinhardtii, 626 nucleotides long. RefSeq lists its product as uncharacterized. The record is from RefSeq and is a predicted model, not a curated record. The transcript has 3 exons. Lineage: Eukaryota; Viridiplantae; Chlorophyta; Chlorophyceae; Chlamydomonadales; Chlamydomonadaceae. Bases 132 to 308 code for a protein of 58 amino acids. Gene Ontology annotation, cellular component: membrane.